Molecule: messenger RNA, 1895 nt
Organism: Oryza brachyantha (malo sina)
Lineage: Eukaryota; Viridiplantae; Streptophyta; Magnoliopsida; Poales; Poaceae
Product: transcription factor E2FA
Exons: 14
Coding region: 67-1419 (450 amino acids)
Biological process (GO): regulation of transcription by RNA polymerase II
Cellular component (GO): RNA polymerase II transcription regulator complex
Molecular function (GO): DNA-binding transcription factor activity, RNA polymerase II-specific; RNA polymerase II cis-regulatory region sequence-specific DNA binding; protein dimerization activity
Source: RefSeq, a predicted model, not a curated record
UCCCCCGCUGCCGCCAAAAAAAUUCCUCAGAUCCAAACCCUAGCGCCCGCCCGCCCGCCGAUCCCCAUGGCGGCCGCCGGCGCCGGCUCCAGCGAGGUCGCCGCCGCGCGGGUGCUGCUCCAGCGCUACCAGCCGUUCGCGCCGCCGCCGGGGGAGUACCACCAGUUCGGCGCCGGCGGCGGCGGCGGAGCAGGAGGGGGAGGGGAUAUGACGGAGGCCGUGCUCGUCAGGACGCCAUUGAAGCGGAAACAUGACAGAGAAGAGAAUGAAGCUGCUGAAUCAAAUGACUGGAUGAUGAGCCCUGGAUAUGCCAAUGCAGCAGGCAGUCCAGUUCCAACACCGCUUUCAGGAAAAGGUUCAAAAGCUUUUGCCAAAUCAAAAGCAGCAAAAGGCCAGAAAUCUUGUCCUCAGACCCCUUUGUGCGCUAGUUCUCCAGGCAAUCCGGCCACUCCUGUUGGUGGCUGUCGCUAUGAUAGCUCCCUAGGGCUACUGACCAAAAAGUUCCUAAAUUUGCUAAAGGGUGCACCUGGUGGUAUAGUUGAUUUGAAUAAUGCCGCAGAGACACUAGAAGUACAAAAGAGGCGUAUAUAUGACAUCACUAAUGUCCUUGAAGGGAUAGGACUGAUAGAAAAGAAGCUCAAGAACAAUAUCCGUUGGAAAGGGAUUGAUGAUUCUCGACCAGGAGAAGUUAGUGAUGAUAUGUCCAUCUUACGGGCUGAUAUUGAAGCCCUCUCACUGCAGGAGCACAGUUUAGAUCAACAGAUAAGUGAAAUGCGAGAUAAGUUAAGAGGGCUCACAGAAGAUGAAAAUAAUCAAAAGUGGCUUUAUGUCACAGAAGAUGACAUCAAGUCUUUGCCCUGCUUCCAGAAUCAGACACUGAUUGCAAUCAAAGCACCUCAUGGUACAACUUUGGAGGUCCCAGAUCCUGAUGAAGUGAAUGACUAUCCACAGAGGAGAUAUAGGAUUGUUUUAAGGAGUACGAUGGGUCCAAUAGAUGUCUACCUAGUUAGCCAAUUUGAGGAGAUGAGCGGCAUGGAGACUCCUCCAAGGACUGUGCAGACAGUCAGCAUGGAUUCUCUAGAGAAUCCUAUGACACCAUUGGCUGCAGAAUCCAACAAAGCUGCAGAGACAGAACCAAAUAUUCAAGAUGGGCUGCUAAUGCCUUCUGAUGCUCCUUCUAGUUCACAGGAUAUUGGUGGGAUGAUGAAGAUAGUUCCUUCAGAACUUGAUACUGAUGCAGACUAUUGGCUCUUAUCGGAUACCGGGGUUAGCAUUACUGACAUGUGGAAGACAGCACCAGAGGUGGAGUGGGAAGGAAUCGAAAAAUUCAACGCGGAGGACUUCCUGGAGGUUAGCACGCCCCGGCAGCAGGAUAAACCAUCGUCUGACAUUAUGGAUGGAGACUCCUGUGUAAGCUAAAAACCUGGAAGCAUGGUGGAAGUACCAUCCAGAUGAGUACCUGGGAAUUGCCUUUUUCAUGGCACGGGCUACCAGUGACAGCGCGAAAACUGUAGAACAAAGGUUCAGGGAAAUGGCUGUGAUGUACAGAUUGCAACCUAGCAGCAAUUCAGCAGUUUCCUGGAUGAAGAAGGCAUCCCAGCUUCCUGAUCAUUCAGGUCUGGACAUGGCAAGCUGAACGAAUCUUAAAGCUGCAUUUGUGGUUCCAGUGAGUUGUACGUUGUAUGAUCACAACGUAAGGAGUGUACAACUAGGUAUAAGUCAUGUAUAAAGUGCUAAGAGCUCCGGGAGUAAAAUUAUUCAGGAAGCACUGUAAAACUUGAAGCUGACUGUUGUACUAAAAAUUUUCGUAUUUUGAAUGGUAUUUAUCGGCCUUCACAUCACACCAUCACUGGUUUGCAUGACAUGUCUGUCUUCAGUGUCUUGUUGGAUCAGCC